Messenger RNA from Alternaria viburni, 1152 nucleotides. RefSeq lists its product as uncharacterized. The transcript is spliced from 2 exons. The coding region runs from base 1 to 1152 and encodes 383 amino acids. NCBI's taxonomy places the organism in Eukaryota, Fungi, Ascomycota, Dothideomycetes, Pleosporales, Pleosporaceae. The record is from RefSeq and is a predicted model, not a curated record.
AUGAGAAAUACGAAAGGACUCUCAGCAAAGAGCGUGAGGAGUUUCCACCAGAAGAUGAAACUCUUCCAAGAUGCUCGAUCAAUUCGACUAGGCGGACGUAUGACGCGCGAAUUUGUCACCUGUGUUCUCGGAGGGCCGCGUCUCGAAAGCAUAAAUCUGAACGACCUAAAGCUAUGGGCCGAGCUCGAAACAGCUUCCAACUCCAACCCAAAGCCAUCUGGAUCGGGUCUCGCAAGCCUUGCCACAGACACAGCGGAGUCUGAGCUGGUACCGUCAGCUUCGAACCAACUACAAGAGCUACGCAAGUAUCUCGACGUAAAUCGUGCCAGACUGCAGAUGCGACCAAACGAGCGAGUGCUAGCAGACACCCUUGACACGCUCGCAGCCCGCCAGUCUGUUCUAAAAUCUCUUCAUGUUACCAUAGCAGGGCCUGAUACAGGUUACUAUUACACUCCUCAGGAUACAUCACUGUAUCGCUCAUGGGCACGGUUCCUGGCGUCGGCACGCAAUACGCUAUGCAAUCUCUUCUUCGAACAGUGUGAAGGUAUUAAGGAGUCGUCCGGCCCUCGUAGGGGCCAUGAGAGAAGGCAGACACAAGGGAUCCGUCAGAUGGACUGGCUUUUUGCGCAACAGGUGCUGCCUGUUUUGUUAGGCGCUCCAUGGCCGCAGAUAAAACGCAUGGAGAUCAGAGGCGUAGGCCAGAUCGACAGCGUGUACCGGAGCGUGUACCAUUACGAGCUUGAGCGAAGGGUGGAAGUGGUACGUGUGGUGGCUCCUCCAAAGGCUACAGAGCAGCUUCGUAAGCUAUUAGAUUACGAAGCAGAACUGGUAAUAGAAGAGCGGUCGUCUGCGAAGUGUGAGCACGUCGAUACCGCUGAUCCAGGCAUCCCACCAAUAUACAGUCAAUGGGAAGAUUGGAAGGCGAUCAUGGAUAGGCGUAGGAAACAGAACCACCGCGACAGCGACAGCGACAGCACAAGAAAAGAAACUGGUGGACUUGCGACUUGCCGUAUCAGCGAUUACGAACAGAUAGCAUUUCGAUGGUCAGACGGUUUGAUAGAUGAGAAGAGCGCUCUUCGUAUUGCAGAUCCAGAAUACGUGCCGGAUACGGAGUUAUUGGGAGGACCCAAUCCCGAAAUCGAGAGGGCAUGA